Messenger RNA from Venturia canescens, 2343 nucleotides. RefSeq names its product gustatory receptor 68a-like. Gene Ontology annotation, cellular component: membrane; dendrite; neuronal cell body. The transcript is spliced from 5 exons. The coding region runs from base 551 to 1873 and encodes 440 amino acids. The record is from RefSeq and is a predicted model, not a curated record. Lineage: Eukaryota; Metazoa; Arthropoda; Insecta; Hymenoptera; Ichneumonidae. Gene Ontology annotation, biological process: male courtship behavior; sensory perception of taste; chemosensory behavior.
CUACAAUCGAGCGGGGCUUGGGAAGCGUGAGAAAAAGCGUCCAUGGAAUCGGUCGUAAAGUGACUCGUCGAAGGCACAAAUAUGCGAGCUUUUGCGCGAAAGUUCAGUGGAGAAGUGGCUAAACACUGGGAAAACGUUCAGCGUGCACCAACGUCGGUAAUGUGUCGGUGCCCAACGUUAGAAGAUGCUUAUCUCGCACGCCACCUUCUACGCGUUUCCCCUGUCUUGUCGCUAAAAGUUAUCAGUGUUUUCUCAAGCAGUCUCUAUAGCCCCGGGCUAGGCUUCGUCCCUCGUGUCUAACAUCCCGGAAUCCACAUUGGAAAGAUAGCAGAAAUUUUGAUUCCGCGUGUACAAAAAUACUUGCUGAUAAACCGGAUUUGUUAGUUGUUUUUAAAAAAGUGAUAUUUCGUAGCCAAAAUGAGGGAAAGCACUGUGAAAAUCUCGUUGAAAUUGGAGCACAGACAAUUGACGAUCUACGAUUGAUCAUCGACGCUAUUAAAUCGAAUUGAAACCGGAUGAAUCGAGAGUGACUGAAGUGAUUUCGAGAAAAAUGGAAUACCCGUCGUCGACGAUGCAGUCGAAGGACUUCGGGGAUUGGAUAACAUCAAAAUUUCGAAUAAAGCCUAAAAACAUGAAGCAGUUAAUGAUGCCGAUGCUUAUAAGCGGAUGGGCUGUCGGAAGGGGCGUCAUAGAACUUCCGCUUGGAAAACGUUGGCCUCUCGUGAGCUGUCUCUAUUCGGGAUUGACAAUAUUCGGGUAUUUCUUCGUGGCGAAAAUAACGAUGGAGGAUCUUCACGUUGUCGUACCAGCGGCAUCUUCCAUUGGAAUGUGGAUCAUCAAUCCGAUGAUUUGUAUCGACAUCUGCCUCGUUAUUUGCAACGUUAUAAUCGGCUGGAAAGGCAUACGAAACGUCGCAGAUAUAAUCAAUCGUUUGGAAGAGUCUGGCAGAAAAGUGGAAAAAAUUGGCAUCUUACAGGACUACAGUAAAGUUUACUGUGGCCAAUUAGUCUUGCUGAUUUGUGAAGUGAUUUUCGCUAUUUUUAUCAUGCUCUUUGCAUUCGUUUCGCUACCGUCGAACGAGCGAAGCGGGUGGCAUAAAAUGGCUACGAGUAUUUGUAUUUAUUAUCCUUUCAUUGUAAUUUCCAUCGGCGACGCGGAGUUCAUCACCCUCGUUCGUUCUAUCACUUUAAGGUUCGAACGAUUGAACAAAGUACUUGAAGACAUGUCAACAACGACGGAUCGCUCACCUCAGCAUAAAAGAGCACUCGAUUACAUCAAAUUCAAGGAGCGCCAGAUCGAUGGUGUCCACGAAAAAUGUACGAAUGAUGAUGAGAGACUAAUAAGAGCAGUGGCCGAAGAUCAUCUCGAGCUCGUCCGAAUAGGAGGCUUGAUUAAUGCCACUUUUGGCACGCAAGCAUUGCUGUCGAUGACUCUCUCCUUCGUCUGUCUACUUGGACUGCUGUAUCGUGCUUCAGCCUUGGUCCUGUGGUCGACCUUAACGAAGGACUCUCUGGACAAAGAAUUAGUCGUUUUGCUGGGCUGGGUGUUUUACUAUAUUUACAGAAUAAUCGUGAUGACCACAGCGUGCAUGCAAGCAGUUGAUGAGUGCAAAAAAACUGCAACUAUCAUUUGUCAACUUCAUGAACCAUCGACAAAAAAAGGGUUUAGAAAUGAGAUCAGUAAUUUCUUGCUGCAAAUGACGCAGAAUACGGUCGAGUUCACGGCGUGUCGCCUGUUCAGCCUCGAUCACAGCUGCAUCCAACGGAUCAUUGGCACGAUAACGACCUAUCUCGUUAUUCUUGUACAAAUUAAUGGCGACUUGACGUCCUCGAUGCCAGGGGGUUCGAAAACGAAGGUGACGAAGAACAAGUAGAAAUUAUUGGGUGAAAAACGAAACGGUUGUAUAUUAAUGAAAAAAUGUUUUUUUUUUCAUUUAUCACUGCUUCGUGCUAACGCCCAAAGAUUUAGCAAAACAAGCAAUAAAUCUUCGAGCAUUUCCUCUUCCGAAAAUACAACUCCGACGAGCUCACUGAUUCGAAUUACGUUGACUCGAGUCAGUUAAUGGAGUUGGAAUGGCCUACAGUUGAGUCAAACACGACGGCUCUCGAAAUUUUUCAUAAACCGUUUCACGAUUUCUGACGUCAUUAUUGUAUCCACGUGUCUCAAGAUUAUUCGGAUCUGAAAACGAACAACCGUUUCAAUGGAAACCGUUCAACGAUUUCUUCAAAUUUUUUCCCUCAUACAGUUGUUUUGGUAUUAACACAAAAAAUUCGCUUCGUACAAUGGGCUGAAAUAUUUGUUGAAUUCAAGAUUUUUUAAUUAAAGAUAUAUAAUCACUUUAAA